Molecule: messenger RNA, 7805 nt
Organism: Miniopterus natalensis
Lineage: Eukaryota; Metazoa; Chordata; Mammalia; Chiroptera; Miniopteridae
Gene: NOTCH1
Product: notch receptor 1
Biological process (GO): axon guidance; regulation of DNA-templated transcription; Notch signaling pathway
Cellular component (GO): signaling receptor complex; plasma membrane; cell surface
Molecular function (GO): protein binding; signaling receptor activity; calcium ion binding
Source: RefSeq, a predicted model, not a curated record
CGCAGCGGGCAGCGGGCGGGCAGGCAUGCCACCGCUCCCGGCGUCCCUGCUCUGCCUGGUGCUGCUGCCCGCUCUAGGCGCACGAGGCCUGCGAUGUUCCCAGCCCGGCGAGACCUGCUUGAAUGGCGGGAAGUGUGAAGUGUUCCUCAACGGCACGGAGGCCUGUGUCUGCAGUGGGGCCUUUGUGGGCCAGCGAUGCCAGGCACAAAGCCCCUGUCUCAGCGCCCCCUGCAAGAAUGGCGGGACAUGCCACAUGGUGGAUCACGGCGGUGUGGCAGACUACACCUGCAGCUGCCGCCUGGGAUUCUCCGGACCCCUCUGCCUGACGCCCCAAGACAACGCCUGCCUUUCCAACCCCUGCCGCAACGGUGGCACCUGCAACCUGCUCACACUCACAGACUACAAGUGUCUCUGUCCUCCAGGCUGGUCAGGGAAGAUGUGCCAGCAGGCUGAUCCAUGUGCCUCCAACCCCUGUGCCAACGGUGGCCAGUGUCUGCCCUUUGAGGCCUCAUACAUCUGUGGCUGCCCACCUGGCUUCCAUGGCUCCACCUGCAGGCAGGACGUGAAUGAGUGCAGCCAGAACCCUGGGCUCUGCCACAACGGCGGCACCUGUCUCAACGAAGUCGGCUCCUACCGCUGCGCAUGCCGCGCCACCCACACUGGCCCCCAUUGCGAGCUGCCCUAUGUGCCCUGCAGCCCCUCCCCUUGCCAGAAUGGGGGCACCUGCCGCCCCACGGGGGACACCACCCACGAGUGCGCCUGCCUGCCAGGCUUUACCGGCCAGAACUGCGAAGAAAAUAUUGAUGACUGUCCAGGAAACAGCUGCCAGAACGGGGGCACCUGUGUGGACGGCGUGAACACCUACAACUGCCGCUGCCCACCGGAGUGGACAGGUCAGUACUGCACCAAGGACAUGGACGAGUGCCAGCUCAUGCCCAAUGCCUGCCAGAACGGUGGGACCUGCCACAACACCCUCGGCGGCUACAACUGCGUGUGUGUCAAUGGCUGGACGGGUGAGGACUGCAGCGAAAACAUUGACGACUGCGCCAGUGCUGCCUGCUUCCACGGUGCCACCUGCCAUGACCGAGUGGCCUCCUUCUACUGCGAGUGUCCCCAUGGCCGCACAGGUCUUCUGUGUCACCUCAAUGACGCCUGCAUCAGCAACCCCUGCAAUGAGGGCUCCAACUGUGACACCAACCCUGUCAAUGGCAAGGCCAUCUGCACCUGUCCCUCGGGGUACACAGGGCCAGCCUGCAGCCAGGAUGUGGAUGAGUGCUCUCUGGGUGCCAACCCCUGCGAGCACAAGGGCAAGUGCAUCAACACACAGGGCUCCUUCGAGUGCCGGUGUCUGCAGGGCUACACUGGCCCGCGCUGCGAGAUUGACGUCAAUGAAUGUGUCUCGAACCCGUGUCAGAAUGAUGCCACCUGCCUGGACCAGAUCGGGGAGUUCCAGUGUAUCUGCAUGCCUGGCUACGAGGGUGUACACUGUGAAGUGAACAGAGACGAGUGUGCCAGCAGCCCCUGCCUGCAGAAUGGCCGCUGCCUGGACAAGAUCAACGAGUUCGUGUGCGAGUGUCCCACAGGCUUCACUGGGAACCUGUGCCAGUAUGACGUGGACGAGUGCGCGAGCACGCCCUGCAAAAACGGCGCCAAGUGUCUGGACGGGCCCAACACCUACACCUGCGUGUGCACGGAAGGCUACACGGGGCCUCACUGUGAGGUGGACAUCGAUGAGUGUGACCCUGACCCCUGCCACUACGGGUCCUGCAAGGAUGGUGUCGCCGCCUUCACCUGCCUGUGCCGGCCAGGCUACACGGGCCACCACUGUGAGACCAACAUCAACGAGUGCCACAGCCAGCCCUGCCGCCACGGAGGCACCUGCCAGGACCGAGACAAUGCCUACCUCUGUAUCUGCCUCAAGGGGACCACAGGACCCAACUGUGAAAUCAACCUAGACGAUUGUGCCAGCAACCCCUGCGACUCUGGCACUUGUUUGGACAAGAUUGAUGGCUACGAGUGUGCAUGCGAGCCAGGCUAUACAGGGAGCAUGUGCAACAUCAACAUCGACGAGUGUGCCAGCAGCCCCUGUCAUAACGGGGGCACCUGUGAGGAUGGCAUCAACAGCUUCACCUGCCGCUGCCCCGAGGGCUACCAUGACCCCACGUGCCUGUCCGAGGUCAACGAGUGCAACAGCAACCCCUGCAUCCACGGCGCCUGCCGGGACAGCCUCAAUGGGUACAAAUGUGACUGUGACCCUGGGUGGAGUGGGGCAAACUGUGACAUCAACAACAAUGAGUGUGAGUCGAACCCCUGUGUCAAUGGUGGUACCUGCAAGGACAUGACCAGUGGCUACGUGUGCACCUGCCGGGAAGGUUUCAGUGGCCCCAACUGCCAGACCAACAUCAAUGAGUGCGCGUCCAACCCGUGUCUGAACCAGGGCACUUGUAUUGAUGAUGUGGCAGGGUACAAGUGCAACUGCCUGCUGCCCUACACAGGAGCCACAUGUGAGGUGGUGCUGGCCCCGUGUGCCCCUAGUCCCUGCAGAAACGGUGGCGAGUGCAAGGCGUCCGAGGACUAUGAGAGCUUUUCCUGCGUCUGCCCCACAGGCUGGCAGGGGCAGACCUGCGAGGUUGACAUCAACGAGUGCGUGAAGAGCCCGUGCCGCCACAGCGCCUCCUGCCAGAACACCAACGGUAGCUACCGCUGCCACUGCCAGGCAGGCUACACGGGGCGCAACUGCGAGACGGACAUCGAUGACUGCCGGCCGAACCCGUGCCACAACGGUGGCUCCUGCACAGAUGGCAUCAACGCGGCCUUCUGCGACUGCCUGCCUGGCUUCCAGGGUGCCUUCUGCGAGGAGGACAUCAAUGAGUGUGCCAGCAACCCCUGCCGCCAUGGUGGCAACUGUACCGACUGCGUAGCCAGCUACACGUGCACCUGCCCCACAGGCUUCAGUGGGAUCCACUGUGAGAACAACACGCCUGACUGCACAGAGAGCUCCUGCUUCAAUGGCGGCACCUGCGUGGAUGGCAUCAACUCCUUCACCUGUCUGUGUCCACCUGGCUUCACGGGCAGCUACUGCGAGCACGACAUCAAUGAGUGUGACUCACGACCCUGUCUGCACGGCGGCACCUGCCAAGACAGCUACGGCACCUACAAGUGCACCUGCCCGCUGGGCUACACUGGCCUCAACUGCCAGAACCUUGUGCGCUGGUGUGACUCGUCCCCCUGUAAGAACGGCGGCAAGUGCUGGCAGACCAAUAUCCUGUACCGCUGCGAGUGCCACAGCGGCUGGACUGGCCUCUACUGUGACGUGCCCAGCGUGUCCUGCGAGGCGGCCGCACGUCAGCGAGGCAUCGACGUGACCCACCUGUGCCGGAACGGAGGGCUCUGCAUGGACGCGGGCAACACACACCACUGCCGCUGCCAGCCGGGGUACACGGGCAGCUACUGCGAGGACCAGGUGGAUGAGUGCUCGCCCAGCCCCUGCCAGAACGGGGCCACGUGCACGGACUAUCCUGGCGGCUACUCCUGCGAGUGUGUGGCCGGCUACCAUGGAGUGAACUGCUCCGAGGAGAUCAAUGAGUGCCUGUCCCACCCGUGCCAAAAUGGGGGCACCUGCAUCGACCUCACCAACACGUACAAGUGUUCCUGUCCCCGGGGCACACAGGGGGUGCACUGUGAAAUCAACAUGGAUGACUGCAACCCCCCUAUUGACCCCGUCUCCCGCGGCCCCAAGUGCUUUAACAAUGGCACCUGCGUGGACCAGGUGGGUGGCUACAGCUGCACCUGCUUGCCCGGCUUUGUGGGCGAGCGCUGUGAGGGUGACGUCAACGAAUGCCUCUCCAACCCUUGCGACUCCCGUGGCACCCAGAACUGCGUGCAGCGCAUCAAUGACUUCCACUGCGAGUGUCGCCCUGGCCACACUGGGCGCCGCUGUGAGUCAGUCAUCAAUGGCUGCAAAGGGAAGCCCUGCAAGAACGGUGGCACGUGCGCCGUGGCCUCCAACACUGCCCGCGGAUUCAUCUGCAAAUGCCCAGCGGGCUUCGAGGGCGCCACGUGUGAGAAUGACGCGCGCACCUGCGGCAGCCUGCGAUGCCUGAAUGGCGGCACCUGCAUCUCAGGUCCACGCAGCCCCACCUGCCUGUGCCUGGGCCCCUUCACGGGCCCUGAGUGCCAGUUCCCGGCCAGCAGCCCCUGUGUGGGUGGCAACCCCUGCUACAACCAGGGCACCUGCGAGCCCACGUCCGAGAGCCCGUACUACCGCUGCCUGUGUCCUGCCAAGUUCAACGGGCUCCUGUGCCACAUCCUGGACUACAGCUUCAGGGGUGGUGUGGGCCUGGACAUCACCCCACCGCAGAUUGAGGAGGCCUGUGAGCUCCCCGAGUGCCGCGAGGAGGCCGGUAACAAGGUCUGCAGCCUGCGGUGCAACAACCACGCGUGUGGCUGGGACGGUGGCGACUGCUCCCUCAACUUCAACGACCCGUGGCAGAACUGCACGCAGUCACUGGAGUGCUGGAAGUACUUCAGCAACGGCCACUGUGACAGCCAGUGCAACUCGGCUGGCUGCCUCUUCGACGGCUUCGACUGCCAGCGUGCAGACGGCCAGUGCAACCCCCUGUAUGACCAGUACUGCAAGGACCACUUCAGCGACGGGCACUGCGACCAGGGCUGCAACAGAGCGGAGUGCGAGUGGGACGGGCUGGACUGUGCGGAGCACGUGCCAGAGCGGCUGGCAGCUGGCACGCUGGUGGUGGUGGUGCUCAUGCCACCUGAGCAGCUGCGCAACGACUCGUUUCACUUCCUGCGGGAGCUCAGCCGCCUGCUCCACACCAACGUGGUCUUUAAGCGAGAUGCCAAUGGCCAGCAGAUGAUCUUCCCCUACUAUGGCCGAGAAGAGGAGCUGCGCAAGCACCCCAUCAAACGCUCUGUGGAUGCCUGGGCUGCCCCCGGGGCCCUGCUCGGCCAGGUGAAGGCCACACUGCUCCCGGGCAGCGGGGGCGGGCGCUGGCGCAGGGAGCUGGACCCCAUGGACAUCCGCGGGUCCAUCGUAUACCUGGAGAUAGACAAUCGGCAGUGCGUCCAGUCGUCCUCACAGUGCUUCCAGAGCGCCACCGACGUGGCCGCCUUCUUGGGGGCGCUCGCCUCACUGGGCAGCCUGAACAUCCCCUACAAGAUCGAGGCCGUGCAGAGUGAGACGGUGGAGCCGCCCCCGCCUCCUCCGCUGCACUUCAUGUAUGUGGCCUUGGCCGCCUUUGUCCUGCUCUUCUUCGGGGGCUGCGGGGUGCUCCUGUCCCGCAGGCGCCGGCGGCAGCAUGGCCAGCUCUGGUUCCCUGAGGGCUUCAAGGUGUCAGAGGCCAGCAAGAAGAAGCGGCGGGAGCCCCUCGGCGAGGACUCUGUGGGUCUCAGGCCCCUGAAGAACUCCUCGGAUGGCGCCCUUAUGGAUGACAAUCAGAAUGAGUGGGGCGACGAGGACCUGGAGACCAAGAAGUUCCGGUUCGAGGAGCCAGUGGUCCUUCCUGACCCGGAUGACCAGACAGACCACCGGCAGUGGACCCAACAACACCUGGACGCCGCCGACCUGCGAGUGUCUGCCAUGGCCCCCACCCCACCCCAGGGCGAGGCUGACACCGACUGCAUGGACGUCAACGUCCGUGGGCCUGACGGCUUCACGCCCCUCAUGAUCGCCUCCUGCAGCGGAGGGGGCCUGGAGACGGGCAACAGCGAAGAGGAGGAAGAUGCACCAGCCGUCAUCUCAGACUUCAUCUACCAGGGCGCCAGCCUGCACAACCAGACGGACCGCACAGGGGAGACUGCCCUGCACCUGGCUGCUCGCUACUCACGCUCGGACGCAGCCAAGCGCCUGCUGGAGGCCAGCGCUGACGCCAACAUCCAGGACAACAUGGGACGCACUCCGCUGCACGCGGCUGUGUCUGCUGAUGCACAGGGUGUCUUCCAGAUCCUGAUCCGGAACCGAGCCACGGACCUGGACGCCCGCAUGCAUGAUGGCACGACUCCGCUGAUCCUGGCUGCCCGCCUGGCUGUGGAAGGCAUGCUGGAAGACCUCAUCAACUCGCACGCCGACGUCAACGCCGUUGAUGACCUAGGCAAAUCUGCCUUGCACUGGGCCGCCGCCGUGAACAACGUGGAGGCUGCUGUUGUGCUCCUGAAGAACGGUGCCAACAAGGACAUGCAGAACAACAAGGAGGAGACACCUCUGUUCCUGGCCGCCCGGGAGGGCAGCUACGAGACCGCCAAGGUACUGCUGGACCACUUUGCCAACCGGGACAUCACGGACCACAUGGACCGCCUGCCCCGGGACAUCGCGCAGGAGCGUAUGCAUCAUGACAUUGUGCGGCUGCUGGACGAGUACAGCCUGGUGCGCAGCCCCCAGCUGCACGGCACCGCCCUGACCGGUACACCCACCCUAUCACCCCCGCUCUGUUCGCCCAAUGGCUACCUGGGCAAUCUCAAGCCUACCGUGCAGGGCAAGAAGGCCCGCAAGCCCAGCACCAAGGGCCUUGCUGGUGGUGGCAAGGAGGCCAGGGACCUCAAAGCACGGAGGAAGAAGUCGCAGGACGGCAAGGGCUGCCUGCUGGACAGCGCGAGUGUGCUGUCGCCCGUGGACUCCCUCGAGUCACCCCACGGCUACCUGUCAGAUGUGGCCUCACCGCCCCUCCUGCCUUCUCCGUUCCAGCAGUCUCCAUCUGUGCCCCUCAACCACCUGCCUGGCAUGCCUGACGCCCACCUUGGCAUCAGCCACUUAAGUGUGGCGGCCAAGCCCGAGAUGGCAGCGCUGGGCGGGGGUGGCCGGCUGGCUUUCGAGGCGGGGCCGCCACGCCUCUCCCACCUGCCUGUGGCCUCCAGCACCGGCACAGUCCUGGGCACCGGCAGUGGCAGCGGGGCUGUGAAUUUCACCGUGGGUGGGACCACGGGCUUGAACGGCCAGUGCGAGUGGCUGUCCAGGCUGCAGAAUGGCCUGGUGCCAAAUCAGUACAACCCUCUGCGGGGGAACGUGGCGCCAGGCGCACUGAGCACACAGGCCUCGGCCCUCCAGCACGGCAUGAUGGGCCCGCUGCAUGGUGGCCUCUCUGCCACCACCCUGUCCCAGAUGCUGAGCUACCAGGCCCUGCCCAACACCCGGCUGGCCACCCAGCCUCACCUGGUGCAGACCCAGCAGGUGCAGCAGCCGCCGCAGCAAAACUUACAGAUGCAGCAGCAGCCAAGCAUCCAGCAGCAGCAGAACCUACAGCCGCCGCCGCCCCAGCCACACCUCGGCGUGGGCUCUGCCACCAGUGGCCACCUGGGCCGGAGCUUCCUGGGCGGAGAGCCAAGCCAGGCAGACGUGCAGCCGCUGGGCCCCAGCAGCCUGGCAGUGCACACCAUCUUGCCGCAGGACAGCCAGGUCCUGCCCACAUCACUGCCAUCCUCCCUGGUCCCUCCCAUGACCACUGCCCAGUUCCUUACGCCACCUUCACAGCACAGCUGCUCCUCCUCGCCUGUGGACAACACCCCCAGCCACCAGCUGCAGGUGCCCGAGCACCCCUUCCUCACCCCGUCCCCCGAGUCUCCCGACCAGUGGUCCAGCUCGUCCCCACAUUCCAACAUCUCUGAUUGGUCCGAGGGCAUCUCCAGCCCGCCCACCAGCAUGCAGUCCCAGAUCGCCCACAUUCCAGAGGCCUUCAAGUAGCCGCUGGCCGCGGGACCACACUUCCUUCCCCAGGCCUUGCCGGGGUGAUCACCCCGGCACUCCAUGGAUGCCAGGCCGACCAAAGGAGGUUUUUUUUUUUUUUUUAAAAGAAACA